AUGCCUCCAAUUCAUUUUACCACCUACAGUAGUCGUGUGUCAGCCAUUUCUCUUGGUUCUGAACAGUUAAGUUCAGGUUACUUCUCUGAAGCUGGAUGCAUAGUCAGGAAAGUGCAGAAAGAAUUAAAUCCAGACAUUAACAUUGAGGGAGUAAUAGAUUUAGCUGUAAGCUUUGAUGCCUCUUGGCUUACUAAAGGACAUUCUUCCAUGUAUGCUGUAGCCUUCAUUAUUGAAGUUAUAACCGGUUUAGUUUUAGACUUCCAUGUAGUAUCAACUUUUUGCCAUGCCUGCUCAUUUGCAAAAACCAAAUAUGGCAGUGGAAUAGAAUUUGAAGAAUGGUAUUUAAAACAUAAGCCACAUUGCAACAUAAAUUUCAGUGGAUCGUCUAAUGCUAUGGAAGUUGAAGCUGCAAAAGUCCUGUGGUCUAGGUCUUUAGACUCUGGGUUUAGAUACUCCACAUUAAUUAGUGAUGGCGAUUCAAAAUCUUACGAUCACAUUAACAAUUUAAAACUCUAUAAUGUUGAAAAACAAGAAUGUAUCAACCAUGUUGCCAAACGCAUGGGAACAGCUUUGCGAAAAUUAGCCAAAGAUGGCAAAAAACUAGGUGUGGUACUAGGUGGAAAGGGGCAGGGAAAAUUGACUCAAACAACCAUAAAUAAAUUAACAAUUUACUAUGGUAAGGCCAUCAGAGAAAAUCUUGACAAUUUGGAUGCAAUGCGUGAUGCAGUGUAUGCAAACUUCCUGCAUGCUUUAUCCACAGAGUCAGUACCUCACCACAAUAGGUGA
Lottia gigantea (owl limpet) is the source of this 786-nucleotide messenger RNA. RefSeq lists its product as hypothetical. Lineage: Eukaryota; Metazoa; Mollusca; Gastropoda; Lottiidae. Bases 1 to 786 code for a protein of 261 amino acids. The transcript has a single exon. The record is from RefSeq and is a predicted model, not a curated record.